Messenger RNA from Salvia splendens (bonfire salvia), 1198 nucleotides. RefSeq lists its product as uncharacterized. The record is from RefSeq and is a predicted model, not a curated record. The transcript has 3 exons. NCBI's taxonomy places the organism in Eukaryota, Viridiplantae, Streptophyta, Magnoliopsida, Lamiales, Lamiaceae. The coding region runs from base 315 to 1070 and encodes 251 amino acids.
UCUUUGUUUUGUUUGCAUUGAUUAAUUUUUUCGAAGGCUACAAACCCAAUUCGAAUUUGUAAUUUUGAAUUAAUCCUCCUACCGGUUCAUUCCCUAUUUUUUUUUCGAAAUCUACAAAACCCAUGGAAUCUCCCUUUCUAAUUGAAUAAUUUGAAUUUGUAAUUUUGAAUCCAACCCAAGUUUACAAUUGAAUUGAUUAAUUCAUUUGAAUUUGAAUUUUUUUGGAGGCUAAAAAACCCUAGAUCGUAUUGUGGGGAAUCUGCCUUUCAGUUAAUGUAGCAAACGAAUUUGCUUCUUUCAUUCCUUCACUUGAAAUGGGAACAAAAAUCCCUCAACAAGGCUUUUUCUUUUACAAAUCAAGCUGGACAGCUGAGGUAGAUUCACUGCUGCUAUCCUUGAUAAUCAAAACCAAAGAAAUGAACAAGUGGAGCGGUUCCGUGAUCCCCAUACCCAUCCUCGAAGAAGUGGCGGAGGUGCUCACCAAAGAAGUGGGGGUGCCAUUCACAUGGCCACAAUUGUACGAGAGAUUUCAGAACCUUGAAGAGAGACACAUACUUUUCGACAAGGUAGUCAAAACCAACGGUGUGUAUUGGAAUGCUAACACCAACGUGGUCAUGGCACCGGAGCAAGUAUGGAAACCCAUUUUGAAGGAAAAUAAAUUGGCUGCAGCUUAUUACUAUUGUGGGGACCCCGAAUUUCCAAGAUUGAGGUUGCUGUUCGGACCGCAAGAUAUUAAGCAGGAGAGUGCACCACUGAUAUUCAAUAUUUCUGACACUACCGUGCCCGUAGAGGAUCUCAAUCUGAUGUUUAAGCCAUUAGAUGGAGUUGGAAUGGCGCCGACCGUGGAGCUAAGCGUGUCCGUCUCUUCUCCUCCCAUGCCCAAAGUGCCAAAGAUGAAACGCAAUUUGUUUGGAGACGGGUUCACGAAUGUGGGUAGUCAGUCCAAUAACGAGGAUAUGGACCCGCGUAUCGGGAAGAAAUACCCCCCAAAGCCGAAGAAAUUUCCUCCAAGCAAUUUAGGUUCGCCACAUGGAAGUUCAUGUGGCUCUUCGAACACCCACAAGUAUUGACGUUUUAUGUUGUAUUUGUCUUCCUUCUACUCUAUUAAGCUAGGUUGUGUAUGUGAUCUAUCUCGUGUACGUUUUGCUGGAAUAUCUAUGUGGAAAUUCAAUCAAUGAGAUCAAUAUUUGCUGAUUAA